AAUUUUCACUUCGAGGUGCCCUCACAUCAUAUCACGUUCACGGCAGUAGUUCGCUCUAGGAAUCACGAGCGCUCUGUUCAAGAAAAGAAAUCAAAGCUAUGAAGAACCGAUGCACGAAUUGCGCAACGGGCGGCGUUAUCCGUCGAAGUGCAUUUGUGUGUGGGGGAUGCAAGUUUUCAGCCCCCGCCGCACCGCGGCACCGCGGGCCCGGUAGCUCGACGACACGCACAAGUGCGAGGAGCGACAGCACAAAUGUUGCGAUCGACGAUGCAUCGAGCCUGGCCAUCAAGAGCAGUUCAACAAUAUCAACUGCAAAAAUGUCUGGGUCUGGAGAGUUGCAAGAUUUGUUAUGCAUGUCGCGGACAGCACUCAUGGUCUGUAGAUGCAGACAGAAGCAUCACAGAUUUUUUUGAGACCUUCCUCAUGCCUCUUGCUUCCGCAUGAGAAAUCAUUCCCGUUUUACAUUUCCUAGCGAGAAAUGGGUAACUGUUGGCGUUCAUGCAACACAGGCUUUCUCGUGAUCCAGCUUUCGCAUGACAGGCUUCAUUCUUCCAGACCCAGACAUAUUUGCAAUGCAUAAACAACAGCAGGUAGCAGGAAUGAUAAUCCGCGCAGCCUGGCGGCGGAAAUUCGGCGGAAUCUUGAACGAGACGCUGAAUUUCUCUCCAUGGGGUCUCUUAAGUGCGCCAGCCUAUUCGCCGGAUACCAGGAGCGAGCGCGCAGAAUUUUGCAGCUGCACGAGAAGGUGGGCACGUGGUCAAAUCUCGCCUCCAUGGUUGAGCUGUACUACUGGCUCUGCAAGGCCCAGACGGGAUCUCCGACGCCCCUGGAAGACGAUUUGCUGGUGGGCUAUUCGAGCUUGGUUUUGCGCUGGUUUAUCACCUGAGACGGCUCCGGUGAUUGCGAAGGGCCCUUGCGGCCACGUAGGAGCAGAACAGCAUUAGAUUUUAGCGGUGUAUAGAAACUGCGCUUGUCCCUUCAGGCCCAAAGGAGGAUAUUAUGCAGAUCGGUGGUUACAUGAUGAAAGAAUUUGGAUUCAUAGGCGUGGAGCAUUAUUCUGCAUCUGCUUAAGUAUGCAAGAAUACAAUUGAGAAGCGAACAGGCAGCAGGGAGACCAGUCCAUCAAUACAACGGCAAGACGCUAUAAAGUAGAGGCUCGGAGCCGUUAUUUCCUUGCAAUUCUUUCACGCGACCAAGCAGGAGAAGAGCGCGACAGCACUGCGCGAAGUACUGCGAGUAGCUCAUCACCCCCUCCGGGCCUCUCUUCGGACACGAUUCGGACCAUGGGCAGGGCACUCCGAGCGUGCGUACUCGCGCAUAACAAGAAGAGGUGGGAAAUGGCUUUUACGUCCGCGGUGCAGGCGGAAACGCACUCGAGGCACAUCUUUCACAACGCGGCGCGGUACGUCACUCAGCGGAAACAUGGGCUGGCCCUCGAGGACUACAGUGUCCUGCUGCCCAGUUUUGCCUCGCGCCGGGCAGUGGAAAACAUCUAUGUCGAAUAUGGAGACCUCUUUGAGGAAGUAGCGUCCGCAUUGCUUUCCGCGGCACGAGUUUCCCGUGCGCGUCCCGAUGCUCUCCAGCAUUGGUUGCCGCAUAUUCUCCACGCCUUCGGACAAAUGGCCAUCGCCAUGCGGGGUGCUAUGACAUUUCGAGGCACGCGUUCUGGCAGCAUGGACGGUGAUGCGAUUGCAGGGUGCUCGGCAACAGGCGAGGACGAAGUAGCGUGUCGGCGACGGGAAAAAUUUCGUUUACUCUUCACUGCCUUAGUCGGUCGUUUGAAGCCGCACCUUGCCGUCUUGGAUUACUCUCAUCUGUGCGCACUCGCUAUCCAAGAGGAAGAGACCACCAAAAGCUCGAGUGGGCAAACAUGUCGGCAUCAGAAAAGAGUCAGUGAUGCUCGAAUAAAAGCAUGACAAAGAGAUAUUAAUACCGCUGUUCGUGUUUUUUUGGGAACAUCGCGGCCCUGCGCCGCACAAAUUAUAAAUUGAGUCAUCAAUGUCUAUAUGCAGAAAUAGGCCCAUAAUUGCGAUUGUAACUCUAUGUAUACUGCCUCCACGACCAUGAGGGCUCCGACAGGGUGUUCUUUCCUUCGGAUGCCAGCGCUUGCAGUGCGGCAGGGCGGACUAUACCGUGACGCAGGUUUCUGGACACAGAUUGCUCAGAUCAUUCGUGAUCGUGCCCGAGAGCCCGGCAGCUUUUCCAUUCGAUCGCUCGGAACGCUCGCUACUGCACUGGCAGAAACGAAAAGUGAAUUGGAAAUCACGCCAAGUAUUGAAGAAAAUGGCGGCGCGUACGGUGGCACGCCCAGCUGCUCUGUGCCGGCACUUGCCGCACAGGGCGCUUCGACCGCGGGAGGCUGCGACCCAGAGGAACAGGAGACGCUGCGUAGUCUGCGGGAGCUACUGUAUCGGCUGGAAAAGGCUAUGAUCCUGCACUGAAUACGAAUAGCUAAACGUACCAUGUAUGUGUGUAUAUGGAAAAUUGUCUGUGAAGUAGAAUGAACAUUAGUAGUCUUAGUUACGCUACGAGACCCGUCUUUUGUUGCGGCCUACUAAGUUACAACGCAGAAGAUCGAGCGGCCGUUUGAUGGAGUAGGAAGUCUUUUCAUUGCGAUAUACUUGACGAAAUUUUGUUCGAGCGGGAAGCGUAUGCAUUGCAAAAGUAUCGCACUAGUAUAAAUCGCAAUACGAAUUACCUCAGCAUGAAAAAUGGAAUUUGUAAUGCUGUUUUACCUUAGGAAGAAGAUUUGUCAUGCAUAUUUGCAAUUACUACGAGUGCGAUGCUUUUGCACAGGAUAAAGCGGAACUCUGCUACCACGAAAUCACGCACCUUGCAGAAAAUGUUCCGGAGGACCCGGGCCGGCGCGGGCUUCUGUGCGAAAAAAUUGCUGCAACCGUGUUGCUUUUUCCGCCAACCUACCUCGUAUCCGUUUUCGUGGCGAUGCAGACGUGGCCGGAAUCUACAACUAAGGGUGCUCUUGCACAGGACGAGUUGUGCCGAGACUAUGCGAAUCGCGGGACUCGGUACAACUCUUCGGCAGAGAAGCUCUUCCGGCGAGUGCAGAGCCUGUUAAGGCGACAGCUCAGCAUGAAGACGCGGUAUUUCACAGCCGACGACAUCGCACGAAUUGUGGUGCACACAUCGUCCUCGAGCAAGCAUGACGUUGCUGGGCCGCUGCACAAAAGCAUGCAACGCGAGGUGAUGCGCAGGCUCGAGGAGUGGGCCCCUGCAGAGACACAAGCACUCGUGGCGAAGCUCCGCAACAUCGCACGGUGCGAAUCCUGGUUCGUGCCACAAGAAUACCUCCCGAGUAAUAUUCGGACCUGCUGAUGCUGCAAAGUUGUACGCUAGCAAAGAGCCUAGAAAUUUGUUGAUGAUUUGAGUUACUGCAACUCACAUGAGCAGCGCGCUAGAAGUGAAGCGACCGACUAUACUCGUUUAUGGUUCCACGACAACACGUCGGAACUUUUCACGACCCGAAAAUACAUACUACAUUCGACGCGCUAU
Messenger RNA from Amoebophrya sp. A120, 3510 nucleotides. NCBI's taxonomy places the organism in Eukaryota, Dinophyceae, Syndiniales, Amoebophryaceae. The record is from the annotation of a GenBank genome assembly.